AAUUGACAGGUGUGUCGAGUCUUGGCAGAGAACAAGACGGAAAGAGAAUGUAAACAAUCAAACCUUAUGAAACGCUGUUUGGUCACGAUACAGAUUAUGACAACAAUGAAUUUGCAUUUUUAGUUAAACACGAGUUGAAGUGUAAAAAUGGAGCCUUGCUGAGUUCAUGGAAAAUUUUCAGUCUCCUGUCAAACUGAAAGUGACUGUCACUCUGAGAGCAGAUAAGAAUGGAUGAUCUAGAAAUGAGAAGGGCCCAGGCCCAUCUGUAUGAGCGAGUGGUGAGGGGAGACAGUGAUAUUGAAUUAUUGUUCCAGAAAUACAAAGACCUGUUGGAUAUGCAAAUUACUAUGGGUACAACCCAGACGUGCAUUUGUUUAAAGUUUUUGGAGAGCCAUCCACUGAGGCACGAAAAUGCCCUUAAUGAAGGACUAAACAUUGUGCUGGGUGACAUUACCAGGGGAAAAUGUCGCUGUAGGACGGAGGACCUAAAUCAGUCCAACAGUGUCUCUGCCACUAUAAGCCUGGUACAUGCCGCCGCUGGCUUUGGACACAUAAAAAUUCUGUCUUUACUGAAUAAAUACAGAUGUGAUAUGAAUGCCAAGACAACGAGUCACAAAACCCCCUUAUAUUAUGCAGUGAAGAACAGACAGUUAGAUGUCAUAGACUUCUUAUUGGGCAUAGGAGUUGAUGUGAAUGUUCUUGUUUAUCCUGAAAAAUACACUGCACUUCAUGAAGCAGUUCAUUUACGGUACAUGGAUGUUGUCAAUAAACUUUUAACUGUGAAGAAUUUGAAAAUAAACAUAAAAAAUACCAAAGGAGAAUCCCCCCUUGUUCAUGCUGUUCGAAUUCAUUUCUAUGAGGCAUUUGAGUCUCUUCUGGAAGCCGGGGCUAAAUGCGAUGUUCAGGAUGAAAAGGGGAACACUGCUCUUAUGAUGGCAGUCAUUCGUGGCAUGGAUUAUGUUCGACCACUUAUCAAAAAAGGGGCCAACCUCAACAUAAAAAAUAAAAGGAAUCAAACUGCCCUGUCAUUUGCCUUGCACCUACUCAUGGCAGAGGACACAGAAAUGGUGUGUUAUUUGGUCGAGAAUGGAGCAGACCCCAAUGUGACAGGAGAUGAUGGUAACCCACCUAUUGUACUCUCAAGCAUUGCAGGCGCCUUUGAUGUGGCGCAGAAACUUAUUAAACAUGGGGCAGAGGUAACAUCUAAGAAUGCGCAAGGUUACAAUGCCUUACAUAUAGCUGCAUGGAAUGGCUAUAACGAUAUUGUUGAUCUGUUGCUUAAAACAGGAAUGGAGCAUGACACACGGACUAAUGAUGGCAACACUCCACUGUCCUUGGCUGCCCAUGGAAACCAUCUUGAAGUUAUCAACAUGUUGCUACCUCUGGGAUGUAAUGUUAACAAUGUCGACAAAGAUGAUGACACACCACUACUGUAUGCCACAUUCAACAGCAAUUUAAAAAUGGUCUGCAAGCUGGUGAACGCUGGGGCAGACCCAGACUGUAGAAACCAUCACAACACCACCCCACUGUGGAAUGCUGUCUACAAAAAUGACCAGGAUACCAUCAGAUAUUUACUAGUAAAGAAUGUGGAACUGGAGGUGUCAUCACGAGGCAUAGACCAGCAUGCUCAAUCAGACGUUGCCACUGUAAUAUAUCCAGUGCCGAGAUCACUGCUUUAUGUGGCGGCCCUUCAGUGUUCUGUCGAUGUAGUGAUGACUCUCAUUCUGGCUGGCUACAACAUUUACCGAGAGCAAUGGGUCGUAGAUCGUGAAUUCCCUUACGACAGUUCCCCACUAUUGCGAAGGAUGUUGAUUAAUUUUUCUUCCUCUCCUCCUCGCCUUUUGGCCCUGUGCAGAGUGUUUUUUAGAAGAAGAUUCAAAGGAAACUUGGAGGAGAAUGUUAGUUCUUUGGAUAUUCCUGGAAAUCUCAAAAAUAAUCUGAUGUUGAAAAAUCUCAUCCCAGAGGAAUUCUUUAAGAUGUAGAAUCAUCUUAAAUAGUUGUUUUUGUAUUGUCAAAAAGUUUGUUUCUUGCAGUUAUAUUAUCUGUAUUAUUUGUUGGCUUGUACUUGAAAACAGUAGUGAAGAGCUUUAUGAUAGAUUUAAUGAUCCUACUACCCAGACUAUGAAGAUCACCUCAUUAUAUUCAAAGAAUAAUAAUUCCUUUUUCACUUAAUUAAUAUAUUUAUAUAGUUUUCAGCAAAUGAACGAUUUUAAAUAUUAAAUUAAUUACAUUUUUACAUUAUUUCCAUUUUGAAUAAUUUUGCAGACCCCGCUUGCCCAUGCCACAACAUUCAAUCAUUUUCAUCAUUGAUGAAAUGUAUUAAACUAUGUUAUAAAGACUCUUACAGUGAUCAAAAACAUUGGAAAAUCUAAAUAUACUGGAAUAAGGAUCAUGUACAUAAAAGAACUUUGGUUCUUUCUAAUUUCCCUUUUCUAUGCUCUUUGUUUUUUAAUGUUGCAAAAUAAUAGUAGUUGAACCUAUCAAUAUAGCAUAGCUGUAGGUGCAAACUGCUUUUUCGAAAUUUAUUCCUUAGUUGCAUGAGACCGACUUUGUGCAACAAUUGUUUUAAAUUAUCAGUAUUGACCCCACUCCCACCCCCCCUUCCCAGAAUAAAUUGUUGUCAGUGAUUUAUCAUUCAUUUCUCUUUGUUUAAUUUAUUAAUCAUGUACUGUACAGUAAAAUACAUUGUACACAAUUCUCUUAACAGAGAUAUUAACCUACAAGUCUUUCAUCUCUGUUCAUUGCAAAUCAAUGAAAAAUUAACCUUUAUGGGGCAUAUUGUCUCGCUCAAAUUAACGGAUUUCUGCUCUAAAUUCUUGUUUAUGACCAAAGGAUAUGCUGAUACAUUAUUUGUCCAUCAUGCUGUUUUCGUGAUCUAAUUAUUUGUUCUUAACUCCUAAUAAAAAUUCUAGAUCAUUUACAAAUCUUGAUGUUUUUCUCUGUUGAAUUGAUUUUACAAUGAAAUGGAACAGAAUUAUUAAGAAAAAAUAUAUUUUCUCUGAAGUUGAAUCGUAUUUAUAAAUUAUUAACAAAACUGAUCAUUUGCAUGGAAGAUGAGAAUAGAAAGGUUCAUUUAUAAGCAAUUAUUUUACUUAGACCAAAUUAAGCAGCAUUAAUAAUAUAUAAGGGAGAUAAAUACAACCUGUCUCUUCUGACCACAAAACAAAGGUAAUGAGAACAGACUAGACUGCACAAACAAGAAUAAUUGUUUCUAUAUCCCACAUACUGUUAAUCCCAUUUACUGAUUUAGAUAUUUUUUUCAUGUGUUACACAUUUUGUGAAAAUUCUUAGAUUAAUUUUUAGUUAAGGUUAUUUUUUGUGAAAAAAAGUUUCAU
Molecule: messenger RNA, 3335 nt
Organism: Magallana angulata
Lineage: Eukaryota; Metazoa; Mollusca; Bivalvia; Ostreida; Ostreidae
Product: serine/threonine-protein phosphatase 6 regulatory ankyrin repeat subunit A-like
Exons: 3
Coding region: 228-1982 (584 amino acids)
Molecular function (GO): protein binding
Source: RefSeq, a predicted model, not a curated record